AUGUCCCAGCCAUUCCCUAUCACCUACAUUGUUCUGAAGGUGCUCAUGGUAUGGGGCUGGUACAGCAGCCACAAGGCCCAUGGGGAGAAAGAACAGGGGCCUGGACAGCCCAGCCAAGUGCCCUUUGCCCUGUGCCUGCCAGGCUGCUGUUGCCUGUCGGUGCACUGUGGCAAGUGCUCUGCCUCGGCCUCAGUGACUCACUGCCACAUUCACCGGCUGGGUAAUGGAUGCCUUUACAUGUCGUCCUGGCUCACCUUCCCCAGCCUGCACAAAUUGGUGGGCCCCUGCUCUGGUAAUGCCCUGGCAGCCCUCCAGUACCCUGAGCAGUGUGUGGGGAGAUGUCCCGUGCCCUCCUCGAGGGGCUGUGGGCUGCCUUUCUACUACUACUGUGAGCCCUUUCUGCUCUCAAGCAGCUCCCUCCAGUUCUCGGAGACCACAUCCCCACCAGAGGACUCUCCCAUCAGCCAGAGCCUGAGGGAAGCCAUCAGCUUUUGCCUGAUUCUCUCAGAGACUGACACCCCUGAGCCAGACCCCACAGGAAAGGUGGUUGUUGUAGAUAAGUUAUGUAAUAGUUAGCUUUCACAGUUAAGAGAUAGAUAUAAUGUGGAUGUAUAAUGAUGUUACUGUAAUAUGUCCUCCCAGAGACCUCUUUCCCCUUGACCUUGUAAUAACCUUGGUAGUGAGGGCAUUUGGGAGGGCUGGCUCCUUACCAGGAGGUGCAACAUGACAACAUGACCUGGCCUCCAAUCAAGAUGCAGGAAAGUAAUCUCCACCAAUUGAUGUCAGAGAUGGACUUGACUGCCAAAAUUUUGGGAGGCACUAAAGAGUAUAAAAGGCAGAGUAUCCAUUUUGUAGAUGAGCACAUGGCUGCUAGUUACGGAGACUCCCAGCACUGAAAUCUUUCCUCAUUCAGUCCUUUGUUGUAAUUUUUGUUAAGACUUAAUAAACCUUUUAAAAUUUUUAAAGUGAGGAUCAUUUCUCACAUAGUGAAGAACAGCUGAGGACAGGGUCCCCACUUGGCCAGAGCUCUGUGGAGGACACCCAUUCCCCAUCUCAGCCUUCUCCUACUUUCAGCCACAGACUCUUGUUCGUGCUGGGGCCCCUUGACCGGAACUUGAGACAGCCAAGACCAAUGUGGACCACCUGUACUCUCAAAGCAGCAGAGAGAGGAUAGAAAUGUUCAACAAACCAAAUCCUGGCCCAGGUGGAGGAACAGCCCAAGCCUAUCGGACUUCCCAAGUUCAAGCACAACUGUUUUAGGGGCAAGGGUGUCUGUGCAGGCCUGUGAGCAGCAGCUGUGGACAAUCAGAGUGUUUUCACCCCCAUAACUACCAGUUUGCUUGCUGGGACCAGCAGCCAGGGGGAACCAGCCCCCAACUGUGCCCAUAGCAGCUGAUUUUUAAACCUGUUCACACAUAGAUCGUAAAUUCCGUAUAACAGGAUCCUGCUGGACAUGCAGCAAUAACCAUCUGUUAUCAAUUAAAAGGCACCUUGUUCACAGCUGAGGUGGACCUAUUGUGACUUGCCCACGGGGCAAAUUUCACUGCCACAACCUGGGGAAUUUGCUCCUGCCAUGGCCCUUGGCCCCAGCUGGAGUGAGCAGGCAGCCACGGGCGGUGCUGGUCCUCAGCCAACUCUCUUCAGGCAAAUUCAUGAGCCCAAUAGGUUUAAAUGUGCAAUUUAACAUGCACAACUGCUGUUCUAGGAACAAUGGGGAAAGAAAUGGGUCUGUGCCAGGAAUAGAUUAUUCAAAGAAGCAGAAUGCAAGUACUCAGGUACAGCACUGAUCCCAGCUACACUGCAGGGCUGAGGGGCCUGAACAGCAGUAGAAAGGCCUCAGAGCAGCCACACUUAUGAGCCUCUGCUUUCAACAGGCUCUUAUCAGCAAAGCUGGAGCUUCCUCUGUGGCUAGAAGUGGUGCAGAAGCAAUUUUGCUGCUUGGCACAAUCCCUCUCUGCACCCUGAGGCCAGUGCAGCAAGACCUGCCCCUAACCCAAAAAGCUGCAGGUGUCCUGCUUGGAGGUGCUCCAAUCCCUUCCUCAUUUUCCUAUCUGAUGAGCUCAAUCUUGCAACCUACUAUAGUUUUCUUGUUUCCUUCUCCACCCAGAGCUUUACAGCCCUGCUCAGCCCCAGCCUCCAGCCCAGGUGGCCUCAGCACAGAACAGGCUGGGGUUUGUCCCAGGCCUGGUCUGCUGUUGUCACACUUGGGGCCCCAAGGUAACUCAGAGAAGUUUAGCAUAGUUUAUUUUUGGUAUUGAUCCAUGUUGUAUGAACCAACAUGGCUCUUGGGUUCCUCCCUCCAUCACCAAUCUGCACCCAGGUUGUUGGAUACAUUUACACAAAAGACCACAGUCAAAAGCCUGCUGCUCUGCCAUUUGUAACCUGGAGCCAGAUAAAAUGGGACGGAUGUGGCUGUAAAGGCUUUUUAAAUCCUUCUCCAUUGCCAGCAGCCUCUGAGGCCUCCAACUUCCCUGUCCCGAAAAUCUCCUUGUCCUGGGCACGUGCCACUCAUGCUGGGAAAUGUCUUCCCAGAGCACUGCCAGGCCUUUUCCCUGCCUCUUAUGGUGAAUGCUGCAGCCUCUAAACACCACGGUCACGAAGCAGAUGUUAACAGACAGCUGAAGCACAGAGUGGGUCCAACAGCUCCCAAGAGUAGCAGCGCUCCGGCAGCCCGAGGAGAGCAGAGCAAGAAUGCUGACAGAACAAACCCCAGCAAGACCACAAGUGCUAGGACAGGGGAGGACCCAGCAGCUACCCCUGCCACUCCAGCGUGGGCAGCUGUGAAGACACAGCAGAUCUUCUCCAGUGGUGUUCCAAGUUCCUAGGAUCCUACAGGGGAGAGGGGCUUCCCAUCUGCUCCCGUGUUCAGGGUACCUUGCAAUUGUGACUCGUGGCCACUUAGGCCAGAUCAGCCACACCGUGGGCAGCACAGACCUCCCCCCGAGCCACGUCACCACUUCCUCUGGAGUGACAAGUGCUUCGUGUUACAAACUUCUCUUGAGAUGGGAGUAACCCAGAUUCUCCUUAAAAGAUCCCUUGGAGUGGAUUACAGUGAAAUGAUACUGAAAUGCUCAAUGUGUAUAAAUACAUGUACACAGGGUUUAUUUUUGAACAAUUUGUCUGCAAAGGGAAGCAAGUAUGUAGCCAUUUUGAUUAUUAUUUGAUUAUUAUCUAUAGUAAUAUAACAACAUGAAAGCAUUGCAAAAUUGUCACUAAAACUGCAGGAAUAAAAGAAACUCCUGAAUACCA
Passer domesticus (house sparrow) is the source of this 3249-nucleotide messenger RNA. It is a transcript of the gene SLA2, whose product is annotated as Src like adaptor 2. NCBI's taxonomy places the organism in Eukaryota, Metazoa, Chordata, Aves, Passeriformes, Passeridae. The record is from RefSeq and is a predicted model, not a curated record. The transcript is spliced from 3 exons. Bases 1 to 576 code for a protein of 191 amino acids.